Molecule: messenger RNA, 489 nt
Organism: Microsporum canis CBS 113480
Lineage: Eukaryota; Fungi; Ascomycota; Eurotiomycetes; Onygenales; Arthrodermataceae
Product: RNA-binding protein 8A
Exons: 2
Coding region: 1-489 (162 amino acids)
Biological process (GO): RNA splicing
Cellular component (GO): nucleus; cytoplasm; exon-exon junction complex
Molecular function (GO): mRNA binding
Source: RefSeq, a predicted model, not a curated record
AUGUCUGGGGAAAUGGAAGUUGACCCUCCGCUCUCUCCAGAGCCACAGCAUGCCACUGGAACUGGGUCUGAGCCGCGCACCCGCGCUUCAGCUGCAGCAGUGCGCAGUAUUGAAGGAUGGAUUAUCAUUGCGACGAAUAUACACGAAGAAGCAUCAGAAGAAGAUGUCACAGAUCUAUUCGCCGAGUAUGGUGAUAUCAAGAACUUCAAUUUAAACCUCGACCGACGGACAGGUUACGUGAAGGGCUACGCGUUGAUAGAAUACCCCACCCUCCCGGAAGCAGAGGCAGCUAUAAAGGCUCUGCACGGCGCCAAAUUACUUGACCAAACAAUAGAAGUCGACUUCGCUUUCGUGAGGCCCCCGCCUUCAUCCAAGGGGAAACCUGGCGGGGGUGGUCAGAAUUCAAACCGCGGGCGUGGUGGAAACAGGGGACGAAGCCGGAGCCGCGAAAGAAGUCGCAGCCCCGAGGGGAAUAACAAUCGAUCUUAG